Lichtheimia ornata is the source of this 2385-nucleotide messenger RNA. RefSeq lists its product as uncharacterized. The coding region runs from base 1 to 2385 and encodes 794 amino acids. The transcript has 14 exons. Gene Ontology annotation, molecular function: ATP-dependent chromatin remodeler activity; ATP binding; DNA translocase activity. Gene Ontology annotation, cellular component: nucleus. Gene Ontology annotation, biological process: double-strand break repair via synthesis-dependent strand annealing; reciprocal meiotic recombination. The record is from RefSeq and is a predicted model, not a curated record. Lineage: Eukaryota; Fungi; Mucoromycota; Mucoromycetes; Mucorales; Lichtheimiaceae.
AUGCUUCUCAAACGCCCAAAGUCAUUACAACUACAUAAGCAACUACAGCAGCAACAACCAGUAGAAAACAACAAUAGACACCCAAAGCGGAAACGUACAGUAAAACGCUAUAUCAUUGACGACGAAGAGGAUUGCGAACAAAGCGACGAUUCCGAUUUCGAGAACGAUCAUGGAGCGAAACGACGAUUGACGCUGGGGGAUCUUUCCAAUGCACCACCACUCAAGAACCCACUAUCGCGUAUACCCAAAGACUAUGAUCCAAAGGCUAUCCUUACACAGAAAUUCAAGGUGCCCAUUGCCAAUGGUACCAGCAGCAGCAGUUCGAGUGACUUUAAUGGCGGCUUUCGACGGACGUUGGGUAUGCGACGACGACCUGCGAAUAUGAAUCGACUCUUGUAUGACCCCAAUGCAGACGACGUUAUUAUCUUGUGGGACCCCAAAGAUGAUGAAACCAUUCCGUUACCAGCGAAGCCAGCAGCAGCAGAGCCGACAAAACAAUCAGAGAAGGAUGAGGAACCACCCAAACAACAAAAGAUACCCGGCAAAUCACUCUCUGAGAUCCUUGGACUGAAGAAGCAAGAGAGCAAAAAAGCACCUGUCAUGCUUGAUCCAGUCUUGACAAGAAUCUUACGGCCUCAUCAGCUCGAAGGUCUCAAGUUCCUUUAUCGUUGUACCACAGGCAAGGUGCAUCCGGAAGCAUUUGGAUGUAUCAUGGCAGAUGAAAUGGGAUUGGGAAAAACACUGCAAUGCAUUUCUCUUGUGUGGACUCUAUUACGGCAAUCAGGUGAAAUGGGCAAGCCAACUAUAGAAAAGGCCAUUGUCACAUGUCCUUCAAGUCUUGUGCGCAACUGGGCAAACGAAUUUGUCAAAUGGCUUGGUGAAUCACGUGUACGACCACUGGUUAUUGAUAAUGCCGGCAGCAAAGAAAAGAUCACAGCAGUCAAGAGAUGGUCCGCAGCACAAGGCCAAAUUGUCAAUCCAGUUCUCAUCAUAUCCUAUGAAACGUUGCGUUCCUAUACCAAGUACUUGAAAAAGUCGCCCAUUGGCCUCUUGCUAUGUGACGAAGGUCAUCGCUUAAAGAACGGAACCUCCUUGUUGUUUCAGGAACUGAAUAGCUUGCCUGUGCGGCGACGUGUCAUUCUUUCAGGCACUCCGAUUCAGAACGAUUUGAGCGAGUAUUAUUCCUUAUUUGACUUUGCCAAUCCUGGUCUUCUUGGUACCCCUAGCGAAUUCAGACGCAACUUUGAGACACCUAUUCUUCGUGGUCGUGAUGCAGAUGCAACUGAAAAGGAGCGCCAAAUCAGUGAUGAUAAGGUGGCCGAGUUUUGGGGUAUCGUGUCCAAGUUUACCAUUCGACGCACAAAUGACAUUCUCACCAAAUACUUGCCUAUCAAGUUUGAACAUGUCGUGUUUACAAAAUUGGCGCCAUUACAACGAAGCAUAUAUGAUGUGUUCCUUACAUCGCCUGAUAUCAAGCGUUUAUUACGUGGCCAAGGCAGUCAGCCUUUAAAGGCUAUCACCAUGUUGAAAAAGUUAUGCAACCAUCCUGGGCUUCUCAACCUACCUGAUGAAUUGGAAGGAUCUGAGGAUGUAUUACCUGCUGGCUAUCAUCAAUCGGGACGCCACGUGUCCGUCAACCCCGAGUAUUCAGGGAAAUUCAUGCUACUUCAAAGAAUGCUUGCCAAGAUUCGGAAAGAAACCAAGGACAAGAUUGUCAUUGUGAGCAACUAUACACAGACACUGGACCUUAUCCAAAACUUUUGCCAGCAAAAGCAGUAUGGCGCAUUACGACUCGAUGGUACAAUGACGAUUCAAAAGCGGCAAAAGCUCGUGGAUCAAUUCAAUGACCCUGAAGGCGAUGAAUUUGUGUUUCUCUUAAGCAGCAAAGCUGGUGGUUGUGGUUUGAAUUUGAUCGGUGCAAAUAGACUCAUUCUCUUUGAUCCUGAUUGGAAUCCUGCUGCUGAUCAGCAAGCUUUAGCACGUAUUUGGCGAGAUGGACAAAAGAAAGACUGUUUUAUCUAUCGCCUUAUUGCAUCAGGUACCAUUGAAGAGAAGAUCUUUCAACGCCAAUCACAUAAGCAAUCCAUUUCAAAUUGUGUGGUGGACGAGGCAACUGACACGGAGCGACAUUUUUCUUUGGCUGACAUGCGGCAAUUGUUUCAACUCAAUACCGAAAGCGAGUGUGAAACGCACGACACCUUCAAAUGCAAACGAUGUAUCCAAGGAAAGCAAUUCCGACAGGCCGAUGCCAUGCAAUAUGGAGAUGCUAGCACAUGGGACCAUUAUGAUAAGGACAUGCUGAAACUUCCCGAUCCUAUGCUGAGAGAAGAAGCUGGCAAAGGAGUUGUAUCAUACGUCUUUGAAUUCAUUUCACACAUGAAGUAG